Messenger RNA from Toxorhynchites rutilus septentrionalis, 935 nucleotides. It is a transcript of the gene PolE4, whose product is annotated as DNA polymerase epsilon subunit 4. NCBI's taxonomy places the organism in Eukaryota, Metazoa, Arthropoda, Insecta, Diptera, Culicidae. The transcript has 2 exons. Gene Ontology annotation, cellular component: nucleus; epsilon DNA polymerase complex. The coding region runs from base 58 to 609 and encodes 183 amino acids. Gene Ontology annotation, molecular function: protein heterodimerization activity. The record is from RefSeq and is a predicted model, not a curated record.
GAAACGUCGAAUAGAAAACGUAAAUAAAAUAAGCGCGCAAUUUUCAAGUGAAAUACCAUGGAAGAAGAUGGUUCUCAAAAUAAUCAGACGAAUCCGAAUAAACCCGGAUUACUCGAUUCGGAAGAAAUUGAUUUUGGCAGCGAGCCGUUCUCCGGCCAGCCUUUGAUUGACAAACAAAGCGAUGACAACAUACAACAUUCCGAACUGGAAGAAAAUAGUGAAGAGCAACCGACUGAAGACAACGAUGUUGGUGAUCAAAUCGAAGAAGAAGAAGAAGAAGCAGUAGAGAAUUCAGAGAUUCAACCUGGAGAACCGGCAUCAUCAGUUACUAAACCCGGAAAAACAGUAUCCAACGAGCCACGGCUAGUUCAGUUCCCACUCUCGAAAAUCAAACAUUUGAUGAAGUUAGAUCCAAAUGUGCACAUUGUAUCGGCGGAAGCUGUUUUUCUCAUUGCUCGUUCAGCGGAAUUAUUUGCACAGACAUUAACGAAAGAAUCGUACACACAUACUGUGGCUAGCAAAAAGAAAACCUUGGCAAAACGAGAUGUGGAGAUGACGGUUGAAUCCGUUGAUACACUUGCAUUUCUUGAAGGCAUGAUUAAUGUGUGAGACACGUAGUCUGCUAUGUAACGGAAAGCAUUUAAAGGAUAUCUGUAGCUUUUGAGACUUGUCUAGAUAGAAGUAAUUUUCAAUAAGAUCAACGUUUUCAAGGAAAGCAAAUAAACAAAUUGGAUCUCGAUAAGGUGCGAUAAGCAUAGGCUAUAGAUGUACAAUCUAUUUCAGCCUUUGGUUUAAGUUAACCGGCUAUCGCUAUCAAUUGUUGAAGCUCAUCUAAUCCGUUAGUUUUAAUUAAGCGAUGACCUUAAAUUGAAUUUGGAAAUUUGUAUAUUUUUUGUGAUUGAAGACACUAAUAAAAAUAACCAUAAUAGAUCAAA